GAAGGUUCUAUAUUCUACCAGGCUGGGUCAUCGCAGCCCUCUACAGCGGCUGCUUGCUGGGCUUCAUGUACACCAAACUAUCGUGACUGAGACACACCAACUCAUACAAGAAUUCUGCUUUUUGUGAACUUGUCGAAGGUUAAGGAAAGCCAGGAUUCUAGGGUUAAAUCCUGUGUAGGCUCUGUCAGUCAUCAGGACACAGCAGCAUUCAGAGGAUAACAGGAAACAGCAAUGGAGGGAAAGAGUAUUGUUAUUGUGUCAUUUCUGUGGAUGCUGCCACUGGGACUGAAUGGCACAGUGACACUUCAGCCUAACCACCACUCUACCAACUUCAGGAGCAGUGAGGUUAAUGCAACUUCAGACAAUAAAGUUUCACCCUUAGAAAUGGCACAAGAGCACCUCAACAAUGCACUGGAUGAAGGACACCAUAGCACCGUAGCACCUUCAGUUGAGUUGAAGCUCACAGUGAAGAGUGAACCACAGACUUCAGAACAGGUGUCGACCAGAUACAUUCUCAGCUCGGAUCGGCCUUCAAUCCAGCCUUUGAGUACGAGCACAAAGAGGAACUCCCAGUCACCUCAGGACCGCCAAACAACCAGAUAUAAAAACAACUCCACGGUGAAGAUCACAGCAGAUGGAACCGAGGAAACUUCACCCACUAUGUGGAAUCAACCUCUGUUAAGGCGAGUUACACCCUCCAGCAAGGAUGAAGUAAGUUCAACAGCAUCACCUAGACCUUCUGUGUUGUCCACUCAAACAACCUCACCGACACCAAAUCAACCAACAGAGCCUACUUCAUCCAAUCUUCCGACGUCGCAGUCCAACGACUCCACAGAGAGGUACCGACCCACGCCAACUGGUGUUGGAUUUGGAGUGACACCGACUAGAGCGGAAUUUACUUUGAACACAGGUGGGGAGGCUCAACCGCCCAGCACCCCCUCCCAGGCCCCAGUCACAAGCAGGAGAUCAACCCCUUCACACCCCACUGAAAGAGGUCCAACAGGCCCAUCUGAGCUGCCUAGUGUUGCCACUUCACCCACUACCCUACCUCCCUCUACAGCCAUGACCAAAUCUUCAACCCACGUCUCAACUCCAUUGACGUCGACCCAGCCUGCCAAGACCCUUGCCACCACUGCAGCCUCUGUUACUGCUAGUAUUGCCGUUACUAGCACCACGGGCCAAUCCACACCAAUUGUCCUCACUGAAAAACAAGUCGCCGCUGCCACCACCACGGCAAAAAAGAAACCAAUGCCUCCUCUGACAAAAACUGCAAACAAAGAUGAGAGCAAAAAGACGGGGAACCAUGGCACAGUGGUGGCUGUGCUGAUUGGUGGGACGCUGGUUCUGAUGCUGGUAGGUUUCGGGGUCAUCUUCGUGAGGAAGCGCAUACAGCAGAGGAUGCAGCUGCAGAAUACAACCUGGGCCGGCCCCUCUCCGUUACUGGACGGUGGAGUCCAGUCUGAACUGGGUAAUGAUGAUAGCAGUGACGUCCACCUGAGGGGCUCCAAUCGGAUCUCCUCCUCUGGCUUCCUGUCUCAGCGGCUCUCCAUGAGGUUGUCUCUGCUCCAGGAAACUGACAAGGAAUUCCUGAUGGGUGAGAUUCCGGCAGGAAGUACAUUCGGAAGAGAGACGGUUUCAGAUGAUGUUAAACCGAGCAACGGGACUGCUGCGGUGAACAAAGAAAAGACCCAGACUGAAGAGGUGCAACUUCCGGACAACUCCUCAUCUCCUCCUCCACCGACGUCUUCAGAGACCACUGCCACAGCACCCACCCAUGACCAUCAGCCUCCUUGCAAGGUUGUUGAUCUGGGGCCAGACAAUGCUCCCAAUUGCUCUUCCUCUCCCUCUCGUAUGCCACCAGAUAUCCCAGAAGCUGUUCCUCCACCACUGUUGGAUGUUUACCUGCGUCCCCCCUCAGACCAGGCCAGCCCCCCUCCACCAGAGAGCACAGACUACCUUUACCCGUCUCCAAGCAGUGACAGAUAGCAACACACAGGAAACCCACUCUCCUCCCCCUCCACCCAACAAAGGAAACCACUCACACCAAAAAACGUAUCUCUAACUGAUGCUUAUAAGCGUUUCGCUUCCUCUAUCUAUACCUCUUAUCUGAUUAAACAUUCCAUGAAAUGGAUUUUCAACUAGGCCUAUAGCCUGCCUGCAUGUGGCAAGUGAACAUUCUUAGAGCAUAAGUCCAGUCACUGCAAAAAUCUACCCAGGCUGAAACAUUCAAUGGGCAAAAUGGUGAGAGAGGAAGUUCUAAAAAAGAAAUGAAACGAGAGGGUGAAUUACAUAAUUAAACUGAGGAACGAUAGAUAGAAAGGGAUGGCAUGAAUGUGAAAA
Coregonus clupeaformis (lake whitefish) is the source of this 2340-nucleotide messenger RNA. RefSeq names its product proteoglycan 4. The record is from RefSeq and is a predicted model, not a curated record. Bases 232 to 1986 code for a protein of 584 amino acids. Lineage: Eukaryota; Metazoa; Chordata; Actinopteri; Salmoniformes; Salmonidae. The transcript has 2 exons.